AAUAAUAUAUGAUUCUUACGAUGACAUAGCACUGAAUCCAAUGGUAAAAGAAAUUACUAAAAUGAAUGUCAAAUUUCAAGUGCUAAUGAAUUAGAAAGAACUGUUUAUUUUCCCGCCUGGAGAUGAAAUUUAGAGCUUAGAAGAGUGGUCCUUCCGCCUUGUUACCUAUGUUCCCAUAGUCGUGGGUCCGAAUCCCUCAACGGGGCAAGGAUCAGAGAAAUCAAAAGAGUGAAAGUAACAAAAGAGGGGAAAACAGGAAAGAAUCAACGUAUACUUGUGUAUCAAAGUGUAAAUAUGAGCAUUCGAAACUAAGGACUAUAAAUGCAAACAAAAAAAACAAAAAAAGAGAAAAAAAGAAAACGUACAAAAUCUAAAGAGACGUUAUGAUUUUGUGCCUAUCCCGCCAUCCUUUAUUUUCCUUCCAUUCACUUCACUAAAAGCACACUGCCCUAGUACGCUUAACUCCACUUUCUGUCUGUUUUUCUUUUCCUCCUUAAUUCCCUAAGUAUGCACCACAACAACCCAUUAAGAUCAAAUGCAUAAAGAACAUUCCUUUUCUUUCUUUUAUUUUCCAUCGCAAGAAUUCUCUCUUUCCUUUCGGUUCUGCAGUUCUUGAAUUAAACGCUGUUUGAUGGGCUGUUCCACCUCGAGAAUUGACCACCUUCCGGUGGUGUCUCUUUGCCACGACCGCUGCAAGUUUCUUGAAGAAGCUCUUUACCAAAGCUACGCCCUUGCCGAUGCUCACGUUGCCUACGUCCACUCGCUUAAAACUCUUGGCCCGUCUCUAAGCCGUUUCUUUGAGGUUGAUCAAAAUCUUGAUAAUGACAACAAAGACAACGACAACAAUCACUCUGAUUCUCAGUCCAAACCCUUAAUAUCAAAGUCUUCUCCUUCACCUGAUCACUGUCCUUCGACUUCAAACUCAGAUUCGCAUCUUGAUUUCCCUUCUGAUGAUUCUGAGGACGAAGAAUUUAAAGAAAAAGAUUUUGAUCUUCUUCACAGAAUCCAACACAAUUAUUUUGAUCGACAAACACCUACUCCAUCUAGAACUAACUCAUAUUCUUACCGAGACCAUUACAAUAAGUACGAUUGUUAUGCAAAUAAUGGUACUUAUGGUGUCACCUCACCAGAUGGUGGUUCUGCAUGGAAAACCCCCUCGCCUCCUCCGCCUCCAAGUGGCUCCACUUGGGAGUUCUUGAAUUUGUUUGAUCCAUAUGAAAGAUACGAGUUACUGAUUAAGGACAAAGAAGGAAUCCAUGAAGUAAAAGAGGAAUUCGAGAAUGAGACUCAUGGAGAUGAUAAAUUUGGUGGAGAUUCUGUGCAUUUGGCUAAAGAGGAGAAACAGAUUAAAGUUGAUGUGAAGAAAAAUGAGGUUCAUGUUGAAAAAACUAAAGUUGUUUCAGAGAAAGAAGAGAAGGAAGAAAAGAAAAAUUUGACAGAGUCUAAGAAUCAAAGCCCGUUGAUGGUUAUUAGAGAACUGGAGGGUCUGUUUGAUAGAGCUGCUGAGUCGGGAAUUGAAGUAUUAAAGAUUCUUGAUACAGGAAAAUUCCGUUAUUAUCAUAAGAAUUCUAUUUAUCAAGGAGUUUCUUCCAAGAUGUUGCAUGCGGUUACACCAUCUUUUUUGGUGAUACCUCCAAAAAGUACAGACUCCUUAACCUCCUCCACGGAGAAGAUUGGUUCGGUUCAUGUGAGCUCUGAUGAAGAAUUUGGUGUCAUUGCAGUCAAUUUGUCUUCCACUCUCAAGAAGUUAUGCAUGUGGGAGAAGAAACUCUAUGAUGAAGUCAAGGCUGAGGAAAAAUUGCGCAUUAUGCUUUCGAGGAGCUAUAGGCAGAUGAAAGAUAUGGGCGAGAAAGGUGCAGAGUCCAAUAAAGUUCGUUCUGAUCGAGCUUUGAUCAGAGCAUUAUCUACUAAAAUCAAAGUUGCUAUUCAUGUUAUUGACAGGACAACAGUUACUAUCAAUAAGCUGAGGGAUGAAGAGUUGUGGCCAAUGAUCAGUCAACUGAGUCAAAAGUUGCUUGGAAUGUGGAAAGCCAUGCUAGAUUGCCAUAGAUGUCAAUCUCAAACAAUUGUUGGAGCCAAAAGUUUAGAUGCCAUUGUAUCCAAUGGAAAAUUUAGUGAAACCCAUGUAGAAGCUGCAAUACAACUUAAAAUUGAGCUUCAGAAUUGGAAUCUGAGCUUUUCGGAUUGGAUAACUGCGCAGAGAGGCUAUGUCAAGGCCUUGAGUGGUUGGCUUCUAAAAUGUCUUCCAUAUGAACCUGAAGAAAUGCCAGAUGAAACGCCACCAUCAUCUCCUGGUAGUAAGUCAGGACAACCCCCUUUGUUUGCAUUCUGUAACCAAUGGUCACAUGCUGCGGGUAGAAUCUCAGAGAUGGAAGUAACUAACGCUAUGCACGGAUUUUUCGUGAAUAUAAAUCAACUUGUGGAAAGGCAUUACACAUACUUGCAGCAAAGGCUGGCUGCAGACAAAGAUUUAGAGAAAAGAAUGAAGGUAUUGGAGAGAAAGGAGAAAAAGAUACAAAAGGUAUUGCAAUCUCGAGGGAAGAAGAUGCUUCUGCCCACUAAGGAUUUAAAGGGAACCCAAUUCUCUGGAGGGGCUGUGCAUCAGAGUGAAGUGACUUACAAUAGUAGUCUGCAUUUGGGUCUCAAACAGAUUUUCACGGCCAUAGAGAAAUUCUCUGCUGACAAUGUGCAGAUUUAUGAAGAACUUCAUGUGUAUAUUGACGAAAGCAACCCAACUCGAGGGAAUAAACAGGGACUUUAAAUUAAUAUUACAUUGUGAAUUUGUAAACUUAGUUUGAUCUUGAUCUUCCAGAGAGGAAUUUAUUGUACGACAGCGAUUUUUUGGCUGAUGCAACAUCAAUCUUUGGUUCACUUCAGUACGCUAAAUUAAGGAUUCAUUGUCCCCAUUAAUUGUUCUUUUCAUAUAUAAUAAGUAAGUUAGAUUUCGAAAA
Ricinus communis (castor bean) is the source of this 2951-nucleotide messenger RNA. Its product is annotated as protein ALTERED PHOSPHATE STARVATION RESPONSE 1. The coding region runs from base 632 to 2761 and encodes 709 amino acids. The record is from RefSeq and is a predicted model, not a curated record. The transcript is spliced from 4 exons. Lineage: Eukaryota; Viridiplantae; Streptophyta; Magnoliopsida; Malpighiales; Euphorbiaceae.